CUGGUUACUCUCCACUAUUCCCUAAGGGAGGAGCCCUUAUGGCCUCGGAUCGCCUGAGGACUGAGGCAGGGAGCGAGGAGGAGGAGGAGGAUUUGGACACUCAGUACAUGAUAGAACAGAGUCUACGGGAGAGAAUCAACCCCAGGGAGACGCAUCGAGACACCAGCAGCCUGGACCCCGACGCCGCCCGCAGCGUCCACAUCUUCACAGCCAUAAGACAAGGUAAUGAGCGGGUGCUGAGGGAGCUGUGUGCUGGACAGACAUGUGCCUUUUUAGAGACCGACAACAGAGGAUGGAUCCCUCUGCACGCAGCUGCAGCUCAGAGCAACCAGGCCGUCCUGGAGCUCACAUAUGCAGCUUCGGGUGGGGGGAGCAUUCAGCGCCGUACGCUCAUCGGGAGAAGCUCGCUCUUCCUGGCGGUGGAACAGGGUCUUUUGGAGAACGCCGCCUUCCUGCUCCAACAUGGAGCCCAACCAGACACCCCCGACCAUGACCAAGACUCCCCGCUGGUCAUAGCCAUCCGCUCUGAUCGGUGUGACUUGGUCAAGCUGCUGCUAUCUCACGGCUGCAGCAUGAACCAGCGGGGCGCUCAUGGCAGGAUGGCGCUCCACGAGGCCUCGCGGCUCGGCAGAGUUGCCCUGGUGAAGCUGCUGCUGGAUGCUGGAGCCCAGCCGGACCCACGCAGUCACUACGGCCUGACGCCGCUCGCCCUGGCCGCACAGGGAGGUCAUGUGGAGGUGGUGGAGCUGCUGUUGACCAGAGGGGCAGACAUCUUGUCCCAGGCUCAGGAUGACGCGUCCAUCCUGUUUGAGGCGUGUGCGUGUGGAGACCCCGCCCUCAUCAGACUGCUUCUGGAGCACGGAGCCGACGUCAACGUCCCCAAACACACCGGACACCUGCCCAUCCACCGCACCUCGCACCGCGGACACCUGCAGGCCAUGGAGAUGCUGGUCCCUCUAACCUCCAUGGAGGCCGUAGACGACAGCGGAAUGAGUCCUCUGCACUCAGCUGCUGCAGGUGGACACUCACACUGCAUACAGGCCUUGCUCGAUGCAGGUUUUGAUCCCAACUCCAUGCUCCACCCCUGGGUUCGCCGUAACUACGACGAUGAGAGGAAGUCGGCGCUGUUCUUCGCCGUGUCCAAUAACGACGUGCUGUCAGUAAAAAUACUGCUAGAGGGCGGGGCCAUGCCCAACCAAGACCCUGUUAAAUGUCUGCAGGUGGCGCUGCGCCUGGGUAACUACGAGCUUAUCAACCUGCUGCUGAGGUAUGGAGCCAAUGUGAACUAUUUCUCCAGAAUCAACACGACGCACUUCCCCUCCGCUCUGCAGUACGCACUCCAAGAUGAGGUCAUGCUAAGGAUGCUGUGUAACUAUGGUUACGACGUGGCACGCUGCUUCGACUGUCCCUACGGUGACAGCUCCCAUAUACCUGAUGAUUACGAGGGAUGGACCAACACUGUGAUCAAAGAUACGAUGUUCUGUGAGGUGAUCACUGUGUACUGGCUGAAGCAUGUCUCCGGUCAGGUGGUUCAGAUCAUGUUGGACUAUAUGGAUCAUGUGACGUUCUGCUCCAAGUUGAAGUCAGCUCUCAUGGAGCAGAAACAGUGGCCUGACAUCUGCAAGGUUCAAGAGAAUGUCCGCAGUCUGCAGCACCUCUGUCGCCUGAAGAUCCGUCAGUGUUUGGGACGACUUCGCCUCCGUGCGCCCGUCUUCAUGAGCUUCCUGCCGCUGCCGGACCGGCUGAAGGACUACAUCCAGUACCUGGAGUACGACCUGUCCGGGCAUCAGAGCAGCACCGCAGGGUGAUCAGGAUAAGAGCCGGACCAAGGGCCAAGUAGAAAUGUUGCUGUAGUAAAUGGUCAAAUAUUUCUUUCACAUGUGCAGAUUUAUUCAAGCAAAACCCCAAAAAGGAGCAUUUCAAGAGUGAGCCGAAUCUUUGGACGUUAUAGAGAAACAAAAAUCUCAAAAAACCUGUUCAAGUUGUUGAACCAAAUCGAUUUGAUUUAAUUUGUAUUGCAUAUUCCUUUCAUUUCUAUGUUAAUUUAUAAAUGUAUUUGUUACAAGAGUGUAACCUUAUGUAAAAUGCUCAACACAAUGUUAUUUACUAAGACCUUAACCUUUUUCUUAAUGCCCAAAAUAUGCAAUGUAAAUGUAACAUAAGAUAAUGUAAUGCAAUAGAACAGAACAAAAGAUGCUAAUAAAUUCUACAAACAUUUUCCAGUAGUAGAUAGUACCCACUCAUGAUUAUAUUUUAUUAUAUGUAAAUUGGGAUUGGCUGAAUGAAACGAUGUUGAUUUGUGCAUUAAUAUAAGAUUAAAAAGAGCAAAAUGGAUUUGGGUUUUUGA
Lampris incognitus (smalleye Pacific opah) is the source of this 2347-nucleotide messenger RNA. RefSeq names its product ankyrin repeat and SOCS box containing 14a (gene asb14a). The transcript is spliced from 13 exons. NCBI's taxonomy places the organism in Eukaryota, Metazoa, Chordata, Actinopteri, Lampriformes, Lampridae. The record is from RefSeq and is a predicted model, not a curated record. Gene Ontology annotation, biological process: intracellular signal transduction. The coding region runs from base 39 to 1808 and encodes 589 amino acids. Gene Ontology annotation, molecular function: protein binding.